AUGAUUGAUCGGUAUAAACAUCAACAACUCCGAAUUGGAUCAGUUUCGCCUCAACAAAUAAGUGCUUGGGCCAAUAAAAUCCUACCUAACGGAGAGAUUGUUGGAGAGGUGACAAAACCCUAUACUUUUCAUUACAAAACCAAUAAACCUGAAAAAGAUGGAUUAUUUUGUGAAAGAAUUUUUGGGCCUAUAAAAAGUGGAAUUUGUGCUUGUGGAAAUUAUCGAGUAAUCAGGAAUGAAAAAGAAGACCAAAAAUUUUGUGAACAAUGCGGAGUCGAAUUUAUGGAUUCUCGGAUACGAAGAUAUCAAAUGGGCUACAUCAAACUAGCAUGCCCAGUAACUCAUGUGUGGUAUUUGAAACGUCUUCCUAGUUAUAUCGCAAAUCUUUUAGAUAAACCUCUUAAAGAAUUAGAAGGCCUAGUAUACUGCGAUUUUUCUUUUGCUAGGCCCAUAGCUAAAAAACCUACUUUUUUACGAUUACGAGGUUCAUUCGAAUAUGAAAUCCAAUCCUGGAAAUACAGUAUUCCACUUUUUUUUACUACCCAAGGCUUCGAUACAUUUCGAAAUCGAGAAAUUUCUACAGGAGCUGGUGCUAUCCGAGAACAAUUAGCCGAUCUGGAUUUGCGAAUUAUUAUAGAUUAUUCAUUGGUAGAAUGGAAAGAAUUAGGGGAAGAAGGGCCUACCGGGAAUGAAUGGGAAGAUCGAAAAGUUGGAAGAAGAAAGGAUUUUUUGGUUAGACGUGUGGAAUUAGCUAAGCAUUUUAUUCGAACAAAUAUCGAACCAGAAUGGAUGGUUUUAUGUCUAUUACCAGUUCUUCCUCCCGAGUUGAGACCGAUCAUUCAGAUAGAUGGGGGUAAACUAAUGAGUUCAGAUAUUAAUGAACUCUAUAGAAGAGUUAUCUAUCGGAACAAUACUCUUAUUGAUCUAUUAACAACAAGUAGAUCUACCCCAGGGGAAUUAGUAAUGUGUCAGGAGAAAUUGGUACAAGAAGCCGUGGAUACACUUCUUGAUAAUGGAAUCCGCGGACAACCAAUGAGGGACGGUCAUAAUAAGGUUUACAAGUCGUUUUCGGAUGUAAUUGAAGGCAAAGAAGGAAGAUUUCGUGAGACUAUGCUUGGCAAACGGGUUGAUUAUUCGGGGCGUUCUGUCAUUGUCGUAGGCCCCUCACUUUCAUUACAUCGAUGUGGAUUGCCUCGCGAAAUAGCAAUAGAGCUUUUCCAGAUAUUUGUAAUUCGUGGUCUAAUUAGACAACAUCUUGCUUCGAACAUAGGAGUUGCUAAGAGUAAAAUUCGGGAAAAAGAGCCAAUUGUAUGGGAAAUACUUCACGAAGUUAUGCAGGGGCAUCCAGUAUUACUGAAUAGAGCGCCGACUCUGCAUAGAUUAGGCAUACAGGCAUUCCAACCCAUUUUAGUGGAAGGCCGCGCUAUUUGUUUACAUCCAUUAGUUUGUAAGGGAUUCAAUGCAGACUUUGAUGGGGAUCAAAUGGCUGUUCAUGUACCUUUAUCGUUGGAGGCUCAAGCAGAGGCUCGUUUACUUAUGUUUUCUCAUAUGAAUCUCUUGUCUCCAGCUAUUGGGGAUCCCAUUUCCGUACCAACUCAAGAUAUGCUUAUUGGGCUCUAUGUAUUAACAAGCGGGAAUUGUCGAGGUAUUUGUGCAAAUAGGUAUAAUCCAUGUAAUCGCAGAAAUUAUCAAAAUAAAAGAAUUGACGGUAAUAACGAUAAAUAUACGAAAGAACCCUUUUUUUCUAAUUCCUAUGAUGCACUUGGCGCUUAUCGGCAGAAAAGAAUCCAUUUAGAUAGUCCUUUGUGGCUCCGGUGGCAGCUAGAUCAACGCGCUAUUACUUCAAGAGAAGCUCCCAUCGAAGUUCACUAUGAAUCUUUGGGUACCUAUCAUGAGAUUUAUGAACACUAUCUAAUAGUAAAAAAUAUAAAAAAAGAAAUUCUUUGUAUAUACAUUCGAACUACUGUUGGUCAUAUUUCUCUUUAUCGAGAAAUCGAAGAAGCUAUACAAGGGUUUUGCCAAGCCUGCUCAGAUAGUAUCUAA
This is a messenger RNA of Hevea brasiliensis (rubber tree), 2043 nucleotides long. The record is from the annotation of a RefSeq genome assembly. Lineage: Eukaryota; Viridiplantae; Streptophyta; Magnoliopsida; Malpighiales; Euphorbiaceae.